Molecule: messenger RNA, 1404 nt
Organism: Mucor velutinosus
Lineage: Eukaryota; Fungi; Mucoromycota; Mucoromycetes; Mucorales; Mucoraceae
Exons: 3
Coding region: 1-1404 (467 amino acids)
Source: RefSeq, a predicted model, not a curated record
AUGCAUAGAAACCACAAGCGAAUAAAAGGAACCAACAAACUCAUCGCUCGAAACUUCAGUUUGACUCAGCAAAUUGCAAAUUCGCACUCUUGCAACCCACCACGAACCUGUAAAAGAGAGUGCACGCCAGCAUGCAAUGCGGAUCAGAUAUGCAUAUACAAGAUUGUAACUGAAUGUGGAACCUGUCCACCAACUUACUGUAUAGACGGCAAUCAAUUGCAAGUUACAGCAACUGAUUUCGAAGCAAGUUCUAAUGCUAAUAACGAUCAUCAGCAAACCGCGUUAAUAGCUGGCCUAACAACUGGUCUCGUGGUGCUUGCUCUGAUUGCAGUUACCGUAGCAGGAUUUGUAUUUUAUAGACGACGGAAGCUACAGAAAAUAUUAUUACAACAACAGCAGGACGAGAAAAAAGCCUAUAUACCACCACAUCCACCCAUCAUCAUAUCUGAUAUCAACAGCGUACUACCUCCCCCUCCAUCAGCAUUACAAAGCGCAUCCAUUCUACUACCACCCAUCUCUGAAUAUUCCUCCAAUUCAUCGUCAUCCGCCACCCCCAUUUCAAAUCAUUGGCAUCAACAGGUAUGGAACACAAUCUUCUUUAAGGAGGCUCCUAAAGUUUCCUUUCUUGGAUUCAAUAACAAGAAUCAGGAGCUGGUUAUAGACUCUGUCAAUUACGAUCAUCCCCAAUCACCUUUUAUCAUAGGUGCUCAGUCCCUCCAAAUCCCGCAUCUUGACACACCCGAUCCGUCUAGUCCGUCCAGUACCACGCUAAUUCGACGAUCCCUUAAUAUUCAACCAACGAUAAUCGCAGACAAUGGUGAUUUCUUGAGUCGAGCCUCAUCUGUCAAGGUCACCAAGUAUGACAAUCGCCCUAUACCCGCAACAAAUCGAUUUUAUAAUACACAAAGCGCCGCUAAUGAUGACGGUGAUGACGAUAAGUACAGCAACAGUGGCGAUGAAAACGAAACAGUAAAAAUAAGGAGGGCUGUUUCAGUAAAAAAGAAUAAUUCGACAGCUUCUCAUUCGAGUUCGAUAACCCGUGUUGGUAGUGUCACCUCAGAAGAUGUCAAAGUCGUUUGUGCUAAGCCCACGAUGGUGCGUAUCAAUACUAUAACAAGCAAAGAAGGUGGCAUCACUCGGAAACGAUCUAUUCGUACUGUCAUUGAUCAACAGCAACAACCGCCUUUUCAAGUGUCUUUACAUGAUCCAUCUACUCCCACUGAUGAAGACAAUGAUGCUCAAAGCGAUCGAAUUGAUGUCUACUUUUGUCCACCAGCCCCCCCUCCACCUAUCUUACUUCAUAAUCCAAGUCAAGUAUCAAUACAGAGUUCCAAUUCCUCCUCUACAGUAGGGGAUGGCGAAAUCACUGUGUUUUGGGAACCUGGUCACCACCUUCCUCCUUAA